AUGAAGGACCAUUUGAAACCUUUACUGUUGACCCUUAUGAUAGAAGUUGAAAUCAACAAAUUCCUAGUUGAUGGUGGUGCUACUAUAAACAUACUCCCACAAACGAUGCUGAAACAUUUUGGGAAGACUUUGGCAGAUCUGAAACGUCACAAUAUCCUUAUUGAUUAUGCUGGAAAAUCUUCCCAACCAGAAGGGAUGAUAUUGCUGGAUGUCCAAAUUGGUAGUGUGAAAAGGACCACCAUGUUUAUUGUCACUCCCUCGAAAGCUAACUUUAAUGUGCUGUUAGGAAGAGAAUGGAUCCACGGAAUGGGAGCAGUACCUUCGACAGUGCACCAGAAAGUCUUUUUCUGGAAUGAUGAGGAACACUUAGAAGUGUUGGAUGCAGAUUAG
Cajanus cajan (pigeon pea) is the source of this 390-nucleotide messenger RNA. RefSeq lists its product as uncharacterized. NCBI's taxonomy places the organism in Eukaryota, Viridiplantae, Streptophyta, Magnoliopsida, Fabales, Fabaceae. The record is from RefSeq and is a predicted model, not a curated record.